This is a messenger RNA of Leptopilina heterotoma, 1374 nucleotides long. RefSeq names its product DNA-3-methyladenine glycosylase-like. The transcript is spliced from 6 exons. The record is from RefSeq and is a predicted model, not a curated record. Bases 148 to 1239 code for a protein of 363 amino acids. Lineage: Eukaryota; Metazoa; Arthropoda; Insecta; Hymenoptera; Figitidae. Gene Ontology annotation, molecular function: alkylbase DNA N-glycosylase activity; DNA binding. Gene Ontology annotation, biological process: base-excision repair.
UCAUUGUUGUCAACAAAAAUAACAAAGUCGAACUUAACCUUAAUUUAAUAACAAAACUGAACAAAAAAAAUCAGGAAAAUAUUCAGAAGAACGAAAAGAACGUUUAAAAAUAAUUCUUUUGCAUUAUUUUAAUUGUAAUUUUAUAAAAUGGCUGUGAAAUUACAAACAAUGAAUAUUUUCAACAAAAUGAAAAGGAAAAUGUCUACAAAAUUAAAUAAUGCACUUCUAAUCCUGAAUACCAGUGAAAAAGACUGUCAAGCGAAAGAAAAAUAUAAUUCAGAAGAAAGUUCGACAGAUUUGAAAAAUCAGAAUAAAGUUCAAGUAACCAACGAAGAGGAGCAAAAAAAGGAAUGUAAAAUUAAUAUGCAGUCUGUGAUAAAUAUAAAUGGAAAUCAAACUCUAAAUUUUCCUGUGAAAAAAAAAUUGAACUUCAAAAGUCUCCAAAAACAUUUAAUUGCUGCUGGUUCGAAAGCUCACAAAGAAUCUAAAAAUAAAUUUAAAACAGUUGUAAAUUUGGAAUUGAUGAAAGAAGAAUUAAAACAAUUGGAAGAUCCUCCUUUAACGCAACGUGAUAAGGAUUUAAUGGCUUCUAGACUCACACAUUCUUUUUUCGAUCAACCCUGUGAACAAUUGGCUCAAAAUCUUUUAGGAAAGAUUCUCGUACGAAAAUUGGAGAAUGGAACAAUUUUGAAAGGUCGAAUUGUAGAAACUGAAAGCUAUUUAGGAGCUAUUGAUAAAGCUUCACAUACUUAUCAAUAUCGAGUUACUGCGAGAAAUUUACCAAUGUAUAUGCCACCAGGAACAAUUUAUGUUUAUUUUACUUAUGGAAUGUAUUAUUGCUUUAAUCUUUCUAGUCAGGGUGACGGUUGUGCUGUUCUCGUUCGCGCUCUCGAACCCAUUGAAGGUCUUGAAGAAAUGGAAAAAAAUCGAAAUUCAAUCAAGAAAUCUUCGAAACAUUCCAAAAAGAAAUUCAAACCACAUGAAUUGUGUAAUGGUCCAUCAAAAUUGUGCAUGUCUUAUUUACUGGACAAAAGUCAUAGUAAAUAUUCAUUAUCUUCUUGGAAGUGUUUAUGGCUUGAAGAAGAUAAUUCAAAUCAAGGAGAAAUCAAAAUUAUCAGAUGUAAAAGAAUAGGAAUUGAAAGUUGUGGAACUGAAUGGGCAAACAAACCUCUUCGAUAUUAUAUUCAUAAAAAUAAGUCCGUCAGUAAGCGAGAUAAAGUAGCUGAAGAAAAUUCUUAGGAAUUUUUGGGAGAUAAAUUUAUAUUAUAUAUUAAUUUAUUUAUUUAUACUUCUACUUGAAAAGUUUUAUUCCUAGAAAAAAAUCGAAUUUUAAAUUAAUUGUUUUUGAUUUCAAUUUCUUGAAUUUCAAUACAG